This is a messenger RNA of Mycena indigotica, 345 nucleotides long. RefSeq names its product putative mitochondrial ribosome protein mrpl37p. The coding region runs from base 1 to 345 and encodes 114 amino acids. Gene Ontology annotation, cellular component: mitochondrial large ribosomal subunit. The record is from RefSeq and is a predicted model, not a curated record. Gene Ontology annotation, molecular function: structural constituent of ribosome. The transcript has 2 exons. NCBI's taxonomy places the organism in Eukaryota, Fungi, Basidiomycota, Agaricomycetes, Agaricales, Mycenaceae.
AUGUCCACCUCGACUUUCUCAUCUAUCUUGCGCGUCUCACGAUGCAUUCCAAGGCACCGAUUACGCGUUUACUCUGCAAGCAGCACGGGUCCAAAUCCUACGACCAGGACUCCUAAAGUACUCUCCUCAUGUGAAGCAGAGACAGUCCUCAAGGGCGUCAAUUACCUCAAAGGGCAAUCUCCCGUGGUUGCGCUGCCCGACGAAGAGUACCCGGAGUGGUUAUGGAACGUGCUUUCACCAAGGAUAUGGCCAGACGACGGACCUGGUGGUCGGGCAGACCGAGCGGAACGGAGAAAGGCAAAUAAGCAGAAGAUACGGGACGAGAACUUCAUGUCGACGCAGUAG